Molecule: messenger RNA, 2029 nt
Organism: Diprion similis
Lineage: Eukaryota; Metazoa; Arthropoda; Insecta; Hymenoptera; Diprionidae
Product: pancreatic triacylglycerol lipase-like
Exons: 9
Coding region: 263-2023 (586 amino acids)
Biological process (GO): lipid metabolic process
Molecular function (GO): lipase activity
Source: RefSeq, a predicted model, not a curated record
UGACUACGUAUGUAGGAAGUUGGGAUUUAUUACACAAAUGGCUUCCCCAGCUACGGCACUCAAGUGAAAGUUUGUGAGAAACAUGUAAGUGAAAGUUAUACUACAAUCGCGAAAAAGUGUUUGAAAUUCGGUUCGUAGAUCGAUAAGUAAUUUAUGAAAUUUCAUUUAUCAAUGCAUAUAUAUCUUCGGCAUAUGUUUAUAAAAAUAAUUAAAACUUAAACCGUGAUCACAUGAAGAGUAAAAAAUUGCUUGGGUUCAAUGAAUGCAGUCACUUCCACAGUAUUUUGCAUAUAGGUAUAUGAGAUGUACUAUUACAGUAUUACCUAUUAAUAUUUUUUUGUGUCAUGAUGCGUGUUCUGAAAAAGUCUAUUACAUGACAACUCAAGCAUACUCACACGUAUUUUGCUUCAAAUGGUCAAGAAUACUGCGAAUGUGUAGUGCCUUUUUUACAGCCUGUCCUACAACUUUUUGUGGGAUCCUUAUAAUAAGUUAUUUGAUCUGCAGCAUGGCAUUAAUCAUGUUCAACUGGAUAGUCCGAUUAUUCGUGAUAGUUUUGAUGUUUGAUGUCUUGACUGACGCGCAGUACCAUCGUGCUAAGAUGAUUGAUAGAAGAAGACGAAUGAUGCAACGCCGAAUAAAUAUUCAAAAUAAGCUGAAACCUCAAGUUUGUUAUGAAUUCGUUGGCUGUUUCGUUGAUCCUCCAUCACAAUUACCUUUCAAACGACCACCCGAACAUCCUGAUAAGAUAAACACUAGAUUUUUGUUAUAUACCCGUAUCAAGUCAAAAGAUCCAGAAGUGCUCAGUUAUGGAGAUGGUUUGAACUCGAUAAGUAAAUCUAGUUUUGACCAGGAAAAAAAUGUUAAGGUAUUGAUACAUGGGUACAAAGGAAGUGGCAAUGACGAAGCCAUUGGUCUUGGAGCCAAAUCAUUUUUAGAAGUAGAGGAUGCCAACGUCAUAGUCGUAGAUUGGGAACACGGAGCUGGAACAUCUUACGCAUUUGCAGUGGCAAACAUAGAAUUAGUUGGACGGCAGCUAUCACUGAUAUUGAGGGAUGCUAUUGAAAUGGGCACCAGUGUAACAAAUAUUCACAUGAUUGGCUUCAGUCUUGGUGCUCAUGUAGCUGGUUGUGCGUCUGAGAUGCUGAAAGGCAAAAAUUUACUUGUUGGACGUAUAACAGGCUUAGAUCCAGCAUCACCUUUCUUUAAAAAUCACCUCAUAAGACAACGUUCCAAGAAAUUGGAUAUAUCGGAUGCUCGUUUUGUGGAUAUAAUACAUACUGAUGGUUCUGAGACUCUCACUGACGGAUUUGGAUUGUUAAGACCAAUGGGUCACGUUGAUUUUUUCCCCAAUGGAGGCAGAGAACAACCUGGAUGUACUGAUGUAAAAAAUUCUGUUAUCGUUAGUCACUUGAAUGAAGAAUCCUUGGAUAAAAGUGUAGCAUGUAGUCAUUUACGGGCCUGGAAAUUUUUCGUGGAGAGUAUUCAAAGUCAAUUAAAAAAAUGCAAGUUUGGAGCAUGGCCUUGCUCUCAAGGAGCAAAUGACUUCUUAAGAGGCCAUUGUUUCCCACAGAAGAUGUCAUUCCCUCAAGAAAUGGGAUACAAAGCCAACUCGGCUAACCAAGGAAUCUUUUAUUUAGCUACAAGAGCAGAUGAACCAUAUUGUGGUGAUGUUGUGCGAGCUUCCAUCACUACGGCUGCAGAUGCUAACAUGUAUACAUCCGGGAUAUUGUACUUGGACAUUGAUGUUGAAGAAGCUUUUACAUCUUUCACAAUUCGUUGCGAUGUCAGAGAACACUCCAGAGGACAAUCCACCUUCUUUAACACAGCAGCAAUAGAUUUUGAAACAUUCACUGGAAAUUCGACAGAGUCGGUAAUCCAUGGUGUAAUGCAAUAUAAGGCUAUAGCUGAAAACGAAAACGUAACUAGUACUAAAAGACCAUUUGAAGUCAGUUUGAAAGUCCACAUUGUUACUAUUGAAGACAGUAGGGGAAACAGGUUUAAUUUCAAAGAUCAUCUUGUAUGACAAAAA